This is a messenger RNA of Apaloderma vittatum (bar-tailed trogon), 1884 nucleotides long. It is a transcript of the gene GPAT4, whose product is annotated as 1-acylglycerol-3-phosphate O-acyltransferase 6. Gene Ontology annotation, molecular function: glycerol-3-phosphate O-acyltransferase activity. The record is from RefSeq and is a predicted model, not a curated record. NCBI's taxonomy places the organism in Eukaryota, Metazoa, Chordata, Aves, Trogoniformes, Trogonidae. The transcript is spliced from 12 exons. The coding region runs from base 273 to 1640 and encodes 455 amino acids. Gene Ontology annotation, cellular component: endoplasmic reticulum. Gene Ontology annotation, biological process: triglyceride biosynthetic process.
UCGUCUUUGAGCUCCUCGGCCCACACUGUCUGGACUCGCCUGGGCUCCUGGCAGACUGUUGUCUUGUUUUCCCAACUGCUGUCCCCGAUCCUGUUGUGUUCCCUCUCCCGCAGAGCCCCAAAAGGAUGUGAACUUUGGAAUGGGGUCUCUGAGCAGGUUGCGGACUCGGUGCGCGUGUGGGACUGUUGCUGAAUAACAGGAGGACCGGUUGCUUGCUGCGGGCAGCCCUUCUGUCUGGCUGCAGGGCACCAGCCUUGCCAGGGCCCUUCACCAUGUUCCUCCUGCUCCCCUUUGACAGCCUGGUUGUUAAUCUCUUGGGGAUUUCCAUAACUGUCCUCUUCACUCUGCUUCUGGUUUUCAUCAUUGUGCCAGCAAUUUUUGGAGUCUCCUUUGGCAUCCGCAAGGUUUACAUGAAAACUUUAUUAAAGAUUUUUCAGUGGGCAACACUGAGAAUAGAGCGUGGUGCCAAGGAGAAGAACCAUCCCUUAUACAAGCCCUAUGUCAAUGGUAUCAUUGCAAAGGAGCCGACAUCGCUGGAAGAGGAGAUCAAGGAGAUCCGCCGCAGUGGCAGUGGCAAAGCCCUGGACACCCCCGAGUUUGAGCUCUCAGAUAUCUUCUAUUUCUGCCGCAAAGGCAUCGAGACCAUCAUGGACGAUGAAGUGACCAAGAGGUUCUCAGCUGAAGAGCUGGAGUCCUGGAACCUGCUCAGCAGGACCAACUACAACUUCCAGUAUAUCAGCCUGCGCCUCACUGUACUCUGGGGACUGGGUGUGCUCAUCCGCUACUGCUUCCUUCUGCCCCUCAGGAUAGCCCUGGCGUUUACUGGCAUCAGCUUGUUGGUGACUGGCACUACAGUGGUGGGAUAUUUGCCAAAUGGAAGGUGUAAGGAGUUUCUGAGCAAGCACGUCCACCUGAUGUGUUACCGGAUCUGUGUGCGCGCCCUCACAGCCAUCAUCACCUACCACGACCGAGAAAACAGACCCCGAAAUGGAGGCAUCUGUGUAGCCAAUCACACGUCUCCCAUUGAUGUGAUCAUCCUGGCCAGUGACGGAUACUAUGCGAUGGUGGGUCAGAUCCACGGAGGGCUCAUGGGUGUGAUACAGAGAGCCAUGGUGAAAGCUUGCCCCCACGUCUGGUUUGAACGCUCUGAGGUCAAAGAUCGUCACCUCGUCGCCAAAAGGCUCACAGAGCACGUCCAGGACAAGAGCAAACUGCCUAUUCUUAUCUUUCCAGAAGGAACCUGCAUCAACAACACAUCUGUGAUGAUGUUCAAAAAGGGGAGCUUUGAAAUUGGAGCCACAGUUUACCCUGUAGCCAUCAAGUAUGAUCCACAGUUUGGAGAUGCCUUUUGGAACAGCAGCAAGUAUGGCAUGGUGACCUACCUCCUGAGGAUGAUGACCAGCUGGGCCAUUGUCUGCAGUGUCUGGUACUUGCCCCCAAUGACCAGGCAGCCCGAAGAGGACGCUGUCCAGUUUGCCAAUCGCGUGAAGUCAGCCAUUGCCAGGCAGGGGGGCCUUGUGGAUCUGCUCUGGGAUGGAGGACUGAAGAGGGAAAAGGUGAAAGACACGUUCAAAGAGGAGCAACAGAAACUCUACAGCAAAAUGAUUGUAGGCAACCACGAAGACCGGAGCCGCUCCUGAGCCCUCUGCCUCCAGCACUGUUACUGGGCCUGGCCAGAGCCCUCUGCCUCCAGCACAGGCCAUGACUUAGCUGAAGCAGCUCUGAAUUUUUGGACUUUGGCUACUCCAGAGCUACUUGGACUUGUUCCUUCGUCCUCUGGCUGUUCUUUCCUGGAGGCACUAUGACUGCCUAGAGUCUUCAGGCCCUGGGCAGCUCUUGGCAAAGAUGCCUUCUUGUUAUUGUUACGUUGAAGCACCUUGCAGG